Messenger RNA from Lepisosteus oculatus (spotted gar), 4386 nucleotides. NCBI's taxonomy places the organism in Eukaryota, Metazoa, Chordata, Actinopteri, Semionotiformes, Lepisosteidae. The record is from RefSeq and is a predicted model, not a curated record.
AUGUCCCCACCCACCACCACCCUUACGGUGCUGUGCAGGACGCUGACGACUGACCUCCAUCUCUCCUCAGGAGUGGUUCCCCUGCCCGAGACCGCCAUCGACUUCUCCGACCUGCGGUCGCAGACCACGCGGAAGACCGACAGGGUGAGUGAGGGAGCGGCCGGAAUACGGAUUCCCUCGUUUCCGUCCUCCUUCCACGAUUCGAUUAACAACUGUGUGGGAGAGCUCAACCAGAAAUAUUUCAUCCAGUUUCUGUUUUAUACAGGUCUGGCCAGCCUGUACUCCAUUGCCCUGGUGGUGUCGGCGUGGGUCUGGCGGAUCCGCAGUGAGAGGGAGGGCGAGGGUGCCAGGGAGGAAGAUGGAGGUCCCAGCAAGCAUCUCAUAGUGGCUCACUACAUCAUUCUGCUGGUGGAGUCCGUGCUCUUCGGCGUCUUCGUCACGGUCAUCUUCUACGACCAGUUGGUCUCCAUCAUUACCGACGAGACGCCCAUCGAGCAGAUCCGGAACCGGCUGAUGAAGGACAAGGCAGCCGGUCCGCACCAGAAGAGGAAGCCCAAACUGCUGCUGCUCAGGGAGGUGUUUGGCAGAGGUUCGGUUCUGUGCUGGCUGUUCCCGCUCCGGUCCGGCCCGCCAUCUUCCGGAGGGAUCAGUUACUCCGCGCUCCCGGACUACGACGUAUGACCUUGCGCCUUUCCCAGUGUUCCCAUUCUGUUUCCACCUCUGCCGAGACGUCAGGGGGUGGGGGAAUCCAGCCCCCCCCCCCAUCACCGGGAGGUCUCGGCUGGUCUCGCCCUCCAUGGAGCCGGACUGGAUGGAGGGAGAUCCUGGCCAUCCUGGAACGACACUCUUCUCCGGGAUCCGUUCUCUCAUCAGGAGCCCCUCAUCCUUCCCCGUCUUCUUGUCCCGAGUUGAUUUUAUCCCAGUUGUUCAUUUCCAGAAGCUCCCAAUCUGUGCGGAGCAGUCUGGGAGCACCUCCCAGGACCGUCUCUUGAGCUGCUGAGGUCACGUGCUGCCCCGAGAGAGGAACAGCACUCUGCUAACCAGGCUGUAAAUGGAUCAUUUUAGAGAUUAUUUGAUUAUUUUUUUGUUUUAAGGCGGUAUUUUUCUUUUCCGGACAGUUUAACCAUCUCGGAUGAGAGGAGGACAUUUGACCCAUUUUGCGAGUUUGGUUCUCUGAUCCAAGAACCAGUAAGCAUUGGUUUUAAUGGGUACAGAGCGCAUCCACUACCAGAAAGUGGCUUUAAACUGGGUUGUAGUCCCAGUCUAAAAUCCACAUGGGACAGGAGCUCAAUCUUGGGGCUGGGAGUUUUAGGACAACAGUGUUAACCGCCCUGAUGCUACAUAGCGUCUAGACUUCUAGACUAUGCAGUGUCUUGUGUGUUGUCCUUUUCGUAUAGAAGGUACACUGACUUGUAAGUUAGAACUCUAAAGUGCCCUGCAGUAGGAGUGCCGAGCUAGGUGUUGUAGGGCAACAAAUUUGCUAUGAUCAACUAAAUGAGUGAUUUCUAAGAAUACGUAACCUUGUGAUCAUUUAGGAGUGGAUUCAGAGUAUCCUUCACCAGAGUUACUUUGAUCGCAUGACCUGCUUAAUCAGUAUUUUUUUUUUUCCCAUUGUUCUCGGACAUGGGACUCCAGUUAGUCUUAUAGGUCACCCUAAAUCCGAGAACCCCACUCCAGUCAAUCUUAUACAGUAGGUCACCUCAAAAUCUGAGAGCCCCACUCCAGUCAGUCUUAUGAUCACCUGGCAACACCUGUAAACUAUUGAUGAAUCAAAUCACAGGUUCAAUGAACAGAGCUCGGAGUCAUGAGGGCUAAGGAGUAGCUCGAUUUUUUUUUUUUUUUUGGUCCUGUAUGAUCUCUAAAUGACUCCAUUUCAGUCACGAAGUGCAUUCUCAUUGCAUUUCUUUCUGAUGAUCUUCUGGGUCGUUUUUUUUCCUCUCUGACUUAUAUGUAGCGAAAGUCCUGCUCUCGUUAUGCAAAAUGAGCUAGGGCUACACACUACACACUCCUCCUGUUACAGAACGUACCAACAUCCCUUUCGGUCAACAUCCAGGAGAUGGGGGAGAGAAAGAUGCUGGGCUCUAACCAUGAUGUCAAAACAAGGCUGAACUUUGUCGCUCACGAUUGUAGAUUUCUGUGGAUUUUCUUACUUGUCUGGGUGAUUUGAAAAUGUAACUACUGUGUAUUUAUUUUUUUAACAUAUUUAUAGUGUAAUAGGUAGGGAUUUGCACAUUUUAGAAAGGCUUUUGUAUACUGCUUUGACUCAAGUGACGUAGAGAGAGAUGGAAGGUUUGCAAACGGAAAAAGGGUUCAAAGUCACUGGAGUUGAGUCUUUUCACAGCCGUUCCAGUUUCACCAGUGACCCAAAUCCGUUUGUUUUAACCACUGCUAUCGUGAAGAGGGAGGGCUCCAUUCCUGGUCCUGCCGGGUUGGUGUGUGUCCGGGAUUACAGUGCAGCCAGGCUCUCAUUGACCUGGAUCAGCUCGGUAAUGGUGAAAUUGGUCCAGUUUAGCAACUCCUCCCAGCUCUUCAGGUGCUGAUGCUAUAAAGACACAUGAAAUGCCUGCAAUACACACAGCGCCCCCUGUAGGAGCAGGACUGGGGACCCCUGCUGUAGACACAGCGCCCCCUGUAGGAGCAGGACUGGGAUCCCCUGCUGUAGACACAGCGCCCCCUGUAGGAGCAGGACUGGGAUUCCAUGCUGUAGACACAGCGCCCCCUCCAGGACCAGGACUGGGAUUCCCUGCUGUAGACACAGCGCCCCCUCCAGGACCAGGACUGGGAUUCCCUGCUGUAGACACAGCGCCCCCUACAAGAUGGGGGACUGGGGGUCCAUCUGUUAGGAGAUGAGUGGCCACCCAAAACUGACUCUUUGCCUGUUAUGAUUCAGUUCACGGCCAAAUGGGGCCAAAGGGCUGGUUGCCAUGGAUAAAUUGAUUAUUUCCCACCCAUCAACAGGGAAUAAGACCACUAGGAUGCGAGACGAAGUGGGUGUGAGGAGAAUUGAAUGGAGCCACAACUGGAGACUCUGUAUCUGCCUCAAAUGUUGCAUUUGCACUUUGCCUCUGGGCAGAAAAAUGGCUGUUUGUUUUUUUUUGUGUUCAAUUUAGAAAAACAGUGCUGAAAACAGACUUAAACCAUUAACAUAAUUGUUCCUGCAUGUACCAAAGUUGACUUGUACAGGUUUUGGUAUCUAACAGUUGUAUCUUUGUAUAUAUGUCUAUGUUGUUGUUGUUGUUGUUGUUGUUUUCAGAUAACUAAUGAUACGGUAAACCUAUUUAUCCUUCUUUCAUUUGUUCCAGUGACUCUGGGGUGGACAGCGUUUUGAAAGAUGUUUGGGAGAAAACAUAUCUCCAUUUUAGUCUAGUAGUCUGUUUUGAACUCGAAAGGGAUCCAUUUCCCAAGAGUAUGUGUGCCCUCAGCUUGUUUCCCAAAAUUUGACUUGCAGGUUUUCUGCGUUUUAUUUUCAUUUGCACUUGAGCAACCCGGGAGCUGUGCACUUGGAUUUUUGGGGGGUACAGUAUGGGGGGAUUUCUCGUUUGCCUGGACAUGAUCAUGCUGAGAUCUCUCCCUGCAGCGGAUUAGAAUUACACCUCCCUCCGUUGUGGUGUCACUGAGGGCAGCGUUAACCUCAGGGUGACAUUUAUUGCUUUGCCUCUGUCUGAGGGUUGAAGAGGAGUCAAGAGGUGGGGUUGUGAAUCAUGACAGCACCCCAGUUUCCUGGGGGUCCAGCCCCAGGGAUGUUAUACAACAUUUAGUGCAUUAAUUAGACUUGCUUGGCAUUUUCCUGUUUCUUAGCAUAAUCCAGUCUGCUUUUGAGCAUAAAGGAGACACAAAGUGCCCCAUUCUUUCAUAGUUUUAAUGCCACAAAAAAUGAAACUUUUUUUGAGCCGGGACACAUUUUCAGGCUUUCAUGCACCAACCAGAUCACUCCUUGCACUGUCCACUCUGAAAUGCAUGUAUUUCUCUCCAGAAACCUGGCCUGCCGAUCGGCGUCCGGGUUUCCCCAGGCAUUGCUUAAAGAUCGUCUUCUUGUUUGGUCCAAAUGGCUUUUUAAAAAACAAAAUCUGAAAUACCGCGCCUUGUGCAGAUGGUCUGUCGUCUAUAACUGCAGCGUCUUAAAUCCUUUAGACAUUUGUCUUUGGAUCUUGUGUGGUAAUUGUAUGGUGAUAUCUGCUAGUUCCAUAAACUGAAAGUGUGGUGUCACAGCACCUAUUUUUCUCUCAAUUAAGCUUAAACCUAAGCUUGAACUUUAUUAUACUGUGUAUAAUGCGAGAGGUUGUGUACAUUCAAUGAAAAACCAAUGGAUGUUUUGUAUAACCGCAUUUAACCAUGGGCUGUUUUUACAAAUACAGUAUUAUGAUGUCAGUAAACAUUCAGACUCUU